AUGAACGACUAUAUAAGAGCCACUGAUGAGAACAAUGUUAUAACAAUCACCCCCGAGCCAAUCUUUGUCAUUAAAUCGAAAUUAUUAUCUGAUCCACAAUCGAAAUUGUUCAUUAAUGUAUGUCAUGCCACAAAUGUGCCACCUCCUCGUGAACCAUUUGAUCCACAAAAUACAUAUACAGCAAUCAUGAACAACGAGUGGGAGAUCCCAAUUGUAGCGUCGCAAAUGAGACAGGACACUGAUAAGAAAGGCGAUAUAUGUAUGGUGUCUGACUGUAUUAUCAAUUCUUCUCUGGUGGAUAUAAUUAAUAAUGUAAAUAAUUUCCAGUUGAAACAAAUAUUGGUGGAAUGGUGUAUUGAGAGUAUCGAGAUCAGAGAGAAUGUCAUGAUUCAUAGGGAUGCCAUUAAGUUUCCCAAGAUGAAAUUUAAAGGUCAGGAAUUGCCAGUACUAGAGAUCAGAAAUGAUAGUAUAACAAGUGGAGAGGAGACGGAUCAAUCAAAUAAAAACAAACAAGAGGAUAGCGCAUUGGGGUUUCUACAAAUGAAGAGAGAUCUUAUAGAUAAUGACGAAAUAGAGGACUCUACAAAUGGAUUAAAAACUUUAUUUCCAAACGCAACUACAACAACAAAAAACGGUCGUUCUCAUUCACUAAUUCAAGACAUCACUGAAUCAAACACCUCGGUGACUAAAAAUAAACCUAUCAUUAAUGAAAUAGUAGCACCAGGGAAGAUUGAAAAGAAGGAUGUUCAUUUCAAUGUGACUAUGAGACAGACAAAGGAUACUACCACAUAUAAAUUGAAGAUUGAAAUUGAAUCGGAACUUGAUUCUUCUUUGGAUUUAGAGCUUUCCUAUAAUACUAAUGAGAACUCAUUAUUUGUGAAAAAUAUUAAUCUUCAAGAGUUCAAUGAAUCAAAAUUGGAAAUUCCUUUACCUAAUUUCAUUAAAUCAGAGAAUUUGAAUUUUUCAAAUUUCAAAACAUUUUUCAUCAAGAAACAACAUAAACUUUAUAUUUUUAUAUAA
Maudiozyma barnettii is the source of this 1020-nucleotide messenger RNA. It is a transcript of the gene PIH1, whose product is annotated as Pih1p. Gene Ontology annotation, biological process: box C/D snoRNP assembly; rRNA processing. Bases 1 to 1020 code for a protein of 339 amino acids. The record is from RefSeq and is a predicted model, not a curated record. NCBI's taxonomy places the organism in Eukaryota, Fungi, Ascomycota, Saccharomycetes, Saccharomycetales, Saccharomycetaceae. The transcript has a single exon. Gene Ontology annotation, cellular component: R2TP complex; ribonucleoprotein complex; cytoplasm.